Molecule: messenger RNA, 219 nt
Organism: Mesorhabditis spiculigera
Lineage: Eukaryota; Metazoa; Nematoda; Chromadorea; Rhabditida; Rhabditidae
Source: the annotation of a GenBank genome assembly
AUGGGAAAGCAGCCGCCGUCGGGCGCGAUAACGAUUAUCUACAGGAUCGCGUUGCGUGUAGCGCAACCAUCAAACGCCAUGCUCGAGGCCGUCGUCUUCCGCGAUUUGACGAAAAAGACCUGGAAAAUCGAUGGAGACAUUGAGCGGAACAACAAAUAUGGCAACACUUCGGCGUGCGUCGUCGAGAAGCAGCUGCUCAAACUGUGCCACUGCAUUAAC